This is a messenger RNA of Rhineura floridana, 9709 nucleotides long. RefSeq names its product SAM and SH3 domain containing 1 (gene SASH1). The coding region runs from base 732 to 4853 and encodes 1373 amino acids. NCBI's taxonomy places the organism in Eukaryota, Metazoa, Chordata, Lepidosauria, Squamata, Rhineuridae. The transcript is spliced from 20 exons. The record is from RefSeq and is a predicted model, not a curated record. Gene Ontology annotation, molecular function: protein binding.
AGUGCGACUGGAAACUUGGGCCGGCCAGCAAGAACCUUCACCGAGGCUGCUCUUUCAACAGGCCAUUUGUUCGCCUGUCUGGGGCUCAUUGCCAUGCAAAGGGGCUGACAUCAGAGCACCUUUUGUUGCUAAAAGCUUUUUCUGGAAAGAGACAGAGAGAGCAGUCAUGUGGAUCUGGGAGAGCCCACUUUGGAGGAAAAGUGGGGAGGCAGAGAAUUAGAGAGAUGCCUACAAGUUGAAAACCAAGCCAGGGCGCCUGGUUUGCGGAGGGGGAGCCUAAACGAGAGGCUGCGUUUUGUGGCAGAUGUUUUUCUGCCUGUCGGAAAGGAUUCCUCCCUCCCCGACGAUGCGAUCACGCCUCAACUAACCAACCCUUCGCGAGGGAGAUGUGGUUACGACCAGCCUCGUUUUGCCACCCUGUUGCUCACCGCUCCAAGCAGGCAAAGUUUGUGCGGAGCGAGCAUGGCUGUUCCUGGAUGUGCCGAGAGUUGAGCUUGGGAGGACCGCCAGAAGGGGAACUCGUCGUCUCUUUUGCUGCUGCCGUCUGGAGCUGUCGCGCUGCAGGGGAGGCAGCGGUGGCGGCAUGGUGGAGUAGCUGAGCGCGGGGUCUGGCUUGCGAGCGGAGGUUGAGCUGCUGGCGAGGCGUGAGGGCUUGAGGCAAGGUCUCCUUUCGCCAGUCUCGGUCCUGUGGGGAGCCCGUGGUGCCUUGAGUUUUGCUUCUUGAGGUGGCUAUGGAGGAGGAACAAGCCGCGGGCGUGGAGCCUCAGGCGGACAACAACAUGCCCGAGAGUUUUUCCAGGCUCUGGACGGAUGUCAUGGGGAUACUGGAUGGGUCAUUGGGUAACAUUGAUGACCUGGCUCAGCAAUACGCAGAUUAUUAUAAUACCUGCUUUACUGAUGUGUGUGAAAGGAUGGAAGAGCUUCGUAAACGGAGGGUUUCCCAAGAUCUUGAUGUGGAGAAACCCGAUGCCAGCUCCACAUCCCUACAGCUGCGAUCCCAGAUUGAAGAAUCCCUUGGCUUCAGCAGUGUGGGAUCAACACCAGAAACAGAAAGAAAGUUCUCCCUUCAUAAAUCAAGUUCUGAAGAAAGCGCUGUAGGUAAAGCAGAUUGGAAGAAGAAGAAUAGGUAUUUUUGGCAAAACUUCCGAAGAAAUCAGAAGGGACUAAUGAGGCAGUCUUCGAAAGGGGAGGAUGUUGGUUAUGUGGCAAGUGAGAUCACAAUGAGUGACGAGGAGCGGAUCCAGCUAAUGAUGAUGGUGAAGGAGAAGAUGAUCACUAUUGAGGAAGCACUUGCAAGACUUAAGGAAUAUGAGGCCCAGCACCGGCAGUCAGGUAACAUGGACUCUUCCGAAUGGCCUGAUACUCCUUACCCAACUUUUGAUGGCUCCUCUAAUUGUAAUUCAAGAGAGCAGUCAGAUGAUGAAUCAGAAGAAUCGGUGAAGUUUAAGAGACUGCAUAAGCUUGUCAACUCAACUCGCAGAGUGAGGAAGAAAUUGAUUAGAGUGGAAGAAAUUAAAAAACCCAGCAGUGAAGGUGUGGAUGAGCAUUUCCUUGACAGUUCUCCAGCACCAGAUGAUAGAUCGGCACUUUAUUCUGGAGUUCACAAGAAGCAACUUUACUUGGAUGGCUCUUCUGAGAAACAGCCAGAUGAAGACUCUGACUCACUCACCACAUCUCCUUCAUCCAGCAGCCUAGACACUUGGGGUACUAACAGGAAAUUGCUCAAGACCUUCAGUAAAUCUGAAAGCCGUGGCCUUAUUAAACCCCCAAAGAAACUCGGAACGUUCUUCUCCUACCCAGAAGAGGAGAAGAUCCCAAAGGUUUGUCGCUCCUUGACAGAUGGAGAGAUGAAGAAGAACCUUGGCUCUCUGAGCCACGGGGUAAGUAAGGAAAGUGUUUGCUUUUAUGACAACAGGCGCAAGCACCAUGUCCUGGUAUCCUUGGAGGAAAUCCAGAGUGUCAGGAAGCAGAUCCGACUGAAAAAGACAGAUUCUAACUACUCAUGUUCUAGAGCUUUUAUUUGCCAGCGUCCUGCUAAGAAAGGCAUAUCUCCUUCAGUCUGUGACCUGCAGCUCCUUCGUCACAAAGCCAAGGGGGCAGGAGGAGGCGGCAGCUGUGGCUUCCCAAACAGAAGGCUUCGAGGGCGCAAUUCUGUCAGCGAGUUCAACAUCACAUAUGUGGUAGAGAGAAGCCUGUACAGUCACCUCAACCUGUCACAUCUGGUGCGGCCUGUUACUGACAGGACCCUGAGCAAAGCUGAAGAGCAGGAUUUGAGGCGGUGCCUGCUGGAAGAAGAGGAUGAGGCAAAGAGAAAGUGGGCUGCCACAAUGGACCGCUGUACUAAAAGGGUUCUUUUGAGAAUCCACCAAAAGUCUAGGACCUGCAGCUUUGGUGGCUUUGACUUGACAAAUCGCUCAUUGCACAUUGGAAACAAUUUGGAUCAGAUGGGCAAAGAUGGUGAUUUUGUUUACAAAGAAGUGAUCAAAUCCCCAUCUACUUCCCGCAUGUCCCUUGGUAAAAAGGUGAAAUCUGUUAAAGAAACCAUGAAGAAAAAGAUGUCUAAAAAGUGCAGCAGCUCCUUGUCAGAGCAGGACUGCAGCCUGGAAGUAAUGACAGAAUCUCCUCAGUCACUACCGCCAGAUACUGAUUCUUUGGAUAAGCCCAAACUGAAAGCUGGUGGUUCAGUGGAAAGUUUGAGGAGCUCUCUAAGUGGUCAGAGCUCAAUGAGUGGACAAACAGUAAGCACAACAGACUCCUCAGCUAGCAACCGAGAGAGUGUCAAGUCUGAAGAUGGUGAUGAUGAAGAACUUCCAUACAGAGGACCAUUUUGUGGCCGGGCCAGGGUUCACACUGAUUUUACCCCAAGCCCUUAUGAUACCGAUUCCCUGAAACUCAAGAAGGGAGAUAUCAUUGAUAUAAUUAGCAAACCACCUAUGGGUACCUGGAUGGGCCUCCUGAACAACAAAGUGGGUACUUUCAAGUUCAUCUAUGUGGAUGUGUUGCAUGAAGAGGAAGAGAAGCCAAAAAGGCCCACAAGGCGGCGACGGAAGGGAAGACCACCUCAGCCCAAAUCUGUUGAGGAUCUCCUUGAUCGCAUCAACUUAAAGGAACACAUGCCCACCUUUUUGUUCAAUGGCUAUGAAGACUUGGACACAUUCAAGCUCCUAGAGGAAGAAGACUUGGAUGAGCUUAACAUUCGGGACCCAGAGCAUAGAGCUGUUCUCUUGACAGCAGUGGAACUGCUACAGGACUAUGACAGUAACAGCGACCAGUCAGGUUCUCAGGAGAAACUGCUCAUAGUUGGUCAAGGCCUAAGUGGCUGUUCUCCCCGGGAUUCAGGCUGCUAUGAAAGCAGUGAAAACCUGGAAAAUGCUAAGACUCGAAAGCCUUGUCUCCUUCCCUCAAAAUUAGCCAUUGAAUACAAUUUUAAAGAUUUCAAUAGAAAUCCACUGAUGAAUUAUCCAACCCUGCCCUUAACUAAGUCAAUAGAUGUCCCCAAGAAAAGAGACGAGACACAAUUCAUUUGUACAAGUCAUGUUCUGAAAAGUUGCCUCAAGCCCCCAGUAGUCGUGGGCCUUAAGAAAAACCGCAGAAGUUUACCAGUUGGUAUCUGCCGGAGCUGUGAGACUCUAGAAGGUGCCCAGAGUGUGCACAUGUGGCCAAGAUCUCAUUCUCUUGGUGACCUUCAUGGGGAAGCUGGCCCUGACUCUGUAAAGAAGCUGGAUGUUUUCCCUCAGGGUACACUGGAUGUAACAAAAAUGUCAACUGGCUCUGGAGGUCUGCACAUGACAGAACGGUUGAUGGCUCAGCAGAGCAAAGAGGAUGUUGAUUGUCUCAAGGGGAAAGCACAGGAAUUGCACUUCCCUGCAACCAUCCCUUGCAGGGAAACACUUCCUCUGUUUCUGCCUCAGAACUGUGAAGUUCGUUUAUCUUCACUUUCACAUGGUAUAACUUGGACUACUUUUGAAAACUAUAAAAAAAGCAGUCAUGAUCUUGGAAGGGCAGAUUAUGCUCCAGUUCCCAAGGAAGUAUCAGAAGUUGAUCCGAAGAGUGAAGCAACAACACAAUCAAAAGCAUCUUCACAGCCACCCCCAGUCCCUGCCAAAAAAAGCAGAGAACGCCUUUCUAAUGGACACUGUCAUCUCCCCUCAGCCCUUUCUUGUCCAGAUGUGCCAUCCUUGCCAGCAAAAAAGAGUGUCCAGUCUGGCCCCUCAGAUCCCCAUGUAUUGAUUGUGCAUAGAUCAUCUCCUGAACAGGAGCUCAGUAGCCCUUCAAGCAUACGGCCUCCUUGGUUUUCCGACCUACCAGAGACUGCUAGUGUCCAGCAACAUAUGCUAAAACUAGGUCCUUCAUCAGUGAGAAAAAUCUCUUCUAAUAGAGGGCUGGAUCUGGAAAUGUUGAUAGAAAACAAGCUACAAUCUGAAGAUAUUGAUCUCACAGAAGACCCAUAUUCUGACAAGCAUGGCCGCUGUGGGAUUCCUGAACCUUUAGUGCAAAGAUAUUCUGAAGACUUAGAGCAGCCUGAAAAGGAUGUUGCUGCAAACCUGGACCAGAUCCGGGUGAAGCAGCUGAGGAAGCAGCAUCGUAUGGCGAUUCCAAGUGGAGGCCUCACAGAGAUCUGUCGAAAACCUGUGUCCUCCGGCCAUAUAACCUCCAUAACCAACUGGCUGGUUUCUAUUGGCCUUCCAAUGUACUCAAGCUCCCUCACGGCUGCAGGAGUCAGUGACCUAAACCAAGUGCCUUCUCUGUCACAAGCAUCACUUCACAAGGCCGGCAUCACAGAGGAAAGGCACAUAAGCAAGCUUUUGGCAGCAGCAAGACUACUCAGUACCCUAAAUCCAGAUGCAGUUUAACAUGCUCUGAAAUGCAGCCCCUGCCUGUUGGAGAAGCCACUGUUUCCUUUGGUGUCAAUUACAUAUUUCAUAUCUCCAGAAAACUAAUUGUGAUCAGGCAAUAGAGUUUUUCUGUCCAUGAGUCAUAAAGAAUAAGAACCUAUAUUGAGAGGGAAGUGAUACUUUCUGAUUUACCUUAAGGAAAAGGCACAAGCAAUUAUGUUAGUUCCUUAAAGACUCCUGAGGCUGCCUUGGGACCCACUGAGAAUACCUGUGUCCAUUACAAAAAAGGGAUCUUUCUAUGCGCUAGAAGAUAGUUUUUAAAAAGCAAACUCUACAUCAAUUUUAAAGCCCAGCAACUUGGAGGAGAUAGCAGACAGUAGGGUUAGGCCUCAGCACUUUUGGUCUGCUAAUUUGAUAAGUUUGUCGACCAAUCAUGGUCUACAUUUUAAGCAAACAUACACAUAUAAACCAUCUCAUGAGGGCAUUUUUACAAGUAACUAGAUUAAGGAUUAAAUCUCUUAAUGGAGGCUUUCUGUCCAUCUUUUUCAUUCUAGCAAUCAGUUUGACAUAAAGAAAUAAAACUUACCUUCCCAUUGAUAGCGUUUGGUGUAGUUUUUCAGACUGCUGAACCUCUAGGUAGGCCAAAGUUCCACAAUCAAUUUAGUUUAUUGCUGAUCUCAUUUUUUGUCAGUGCAGUUUCUCAGACAGAUUCAGAAAUUUCCUUAUUUGUAUAGAAUUAAAGUUGUUUUUAUAACUGCUUUUUAGCACUGUUUUUUAUUUGCCUUAAAAUGCUCUUGAGCAGUUCCCUUGCCAGCAUUCAUAUUUCCCCAGACAUUUCAUUGAUGCCACUAUUAUAUGGCACCUGACAGUUUUUUGUCUUAAAGCAGUUUCUGUAGAUUAUUUCAUUGCAACAUCUGUUUUGUAAAGUUGCUGUUUUUGAAACCAGAUUUCAGUUCUCAGGCUAACAACUCGUUUAUGACCGUUCAUAUGCUGGUAUUACUAAAAGGUAUGUAUAUAUAUAAUUAUAUAUAAUUAUAAAAAAAACAUUUUUCAUGUUAAUCACAAUUUGGUGUACUGCAUUAUAUUGUCAAUUGAAAUGUUGCAGCUUUGACUUGGUAUCCUGACCGUAUGUUUCUGAAAAAGAAAAGGUUACCCAGGAAAGUAUAUUAAAGUACCAGAACAAGAAUUAUAUUCCAUUUUAUUAACGGGAAAAGCGAAGUUCAAGCUGUCAUUCUUGCAAAAAUCAAUAUAAUACCUCAAUUAUUAGUUGUUAAAAUGAUUGCAUUUGAAGAAAAGCCAUCUGGUUGGACACUGUGAGAAGGGGAUGCUGAAUGCGAUGGGCCUUUCGUCUGAUCCAGCAGGGCUCUACUUAUGCUCACCUGAGGGCUGAAGCAGCCCUGCUCUUUCUCUCUAGCUCCAUGUUCUUGUUUUCCAAACAUAUUAAACAAUACAGUGUAGAAUUUCCUCGUCCCUUUUGUGAAUACAGAUGAAGUUUAUUUUUGUACAUGACCAGACAUUUUGUAUACCAAAUAAUCUCAGAUUGAGUCCCAGUAUAUCUAGACUAUUCUGUAGCGUUCAUUAACAAGCUAAGAGUAUAGAGGCUUUUCAGGACAGACAAGCAAGCUAGAUGCUGUCAUCAACUCAGCAUGAGACUGGGCGCUCGGGUCUGGUUUGAAGCUGCUAUGUAAUUUUAAGCAAGUCUCAUCACCUCUCAAACUCUUGUUGCUCUGCCUACGAGAAGAAAAUAGAUUAUACAACUUCUUAAAGUGCAUUCAACUUAAAAUUGUGGCACAAAGCAAUUAUACUGCCUUCCCCAAAAAGUGGUUUUGCCCUAUCUUCAGAUGUUGUGCUUUUUUUUAGCAUUGUCUUCGCAGUAAUUUAUUAUGAAAAGCAAAGAUGUAUAAUAUAAUCUAUCCUAAAGUGUCCAAAGCUGGUCUGGAUUUUUUUUCCUUUGGAAAGACAAAGAGAAGAGAGGUGCUAUAAUAGGAUGGCUGUGAAGAAUGUAAAAAAGAGUUGAAUAUGUUGAGGGGGCAGGGGAAGGUUAAUAAGUAAAACCCUUUAAAAAUGAACAAAAGUUCCCUCAAAAGCAGUUAAGGUUUUAAUCCUAAAUAAACUUGGUUGAAAGUGCAUUCCAUUAAAAUAAAGGGAAUAAGCUUCCAAGAUAAAUGUCAGUGUUCAAGUGCCACCAAAAUUUCAUUUUCUGAAAAUAUUUUCACUCUGACCCUAAUGACAUGGUUUCAAAGAUAUAUCAAUGUGGGCUGACUUUCACAUGAUAAGACACAAAGUUAAGCUAUUUGAAACUCAUUGACCACUGAUGAUAAAGGGGACUUCAGAGGGCUUAUUUUAGCUGAAUCAUGUCCAGUCUCUUUAAGCUUAGUAUGCUGGGCUAUGUAGUAAUGAUGCAAUCGAGCUUCCUCCAAGCAAUUUAAUAUAGAUGAUAUACUUAAAGAGUCCUUGGAAAUGCUUCCCAUAGCCAUAAGUAGACAGUGAAACAGUUUUCAGCUCCAUUUUCCAUUUAAGCAGAUUUCUUGACUAAACCUGUGGAUAUUAACAUAACCAUUAUGCACUUAGGAUCAAUAGGAUUACUUUUGUAAUAGGGGCUAAUGUGUGAAUAUGGCCCUUUCUGGUGGUAUAGUUAUAAACAAGGGCAAAUCUGAUUGCAUGGAGUCAGUGAAGAUGGAUUUCUAAAAAAAAGGAUUUAACCUUUUCUUUCAUUGCCUCCAUUAUUGCCCCAAAGUUAUACUAUCUCUAGAAGAGUGCCUUGUACCUGGAACUAUCUAUAUGUUGCAAGUAGCUGUGCACUUAAGCACUUACCAAAUUAAGGCAUUUCCCACAUUACAUGUCACUGCCACAUACAAGAUCCAUGCGGACAAUGUUAAAAGUAGAAACAUUCCUUGAUGGGCACGUCUUUUUCCAUGUGCCUCUCUCCAAAAUUACAAUAUACGCAUUAACAAUUCUCAUGAGAUUUUUUUUAGGCAAGGGUGUGCUUCACAAUAAUGUUUCCACACAAUAAAGACAUAACAUGGCAUGUGGCCUUAUGGCUUUAGACUAUCAAGUGCUUUAGCAACUUUCCAAAAUGUAUUUGCUUCCACCCAGUUCCGCCCAAUCUGUUCAGUGUAUUCUGAUGUGUAUACAGUGUUACCACUGAAUUCCAUUUAUUAAAGAAUUGAAGAAAGUAGGUCAUCACAGACAUUCUGCUCCAUUUACAAAUUUCUUACUAGAACUGAAGAUAAUGGAUCAAUGCACAUGCAGAAAGUACACUGCAGCACAUGUGGUGCACUACAGCUGAGUCAAAUGGCUGCAAAUCUACGCAGUAUAGCCAACAGAACUUUAAUUUAGGUGUUAAAUUUUUGGGGGGGAUUAGCCCCUUCAAUGUACAUCCUUCUAAAUCAGGGAUGGGAAACCUCCAGCCUGCAUGCUGGAUGGAGUCUACAAGUGAGUUUCCAUCUUCUCCACCAACUGUGCCCCUCCUCUCCCCGCACCCUCAGCUGCUGAUGCUCUCUUCCUCCAUCCGCAGUCCACUGCAUUUCCCUGCUGGAGGCUGAGGAAGGAAAGAAUGGUCCCGAUGACUGUGUGAAUGGAGGUGAGGUCACAUGGAAGAAUUUGGAUGGAUUAGUGUGAAUGGGGUGUCCCCACCCAUUGCCAGUAUGCAACCCCUGACCACUGUCCCCUGAUUCCUUCCCCACCCCUUUUUCUACAUGCAGGCUCAUGAAAAUCAAUUACUUUUUAAAAGAGCACCAUGAAAUUCAGCAGAUGAUGGAAAUCAAUGACAGUUGUGCUUUUAAACUACAAAGGGGAUAGAAAUACAUUACGAUAUAGAAGCUGCCUUUAUGGUUCAAGCUUGCAGAAUUAAACAAAAGAAAAAUUCAGUGCUCAUUCCUCUCAUGGAAAGUGUUGUAUACAUUAAUAUCCAUAAGCUACAUUAGGACACUAACAAUUGCUUAAAGGAUUUGGAACGUCUAUGCCUGUUUACGAAUCAAAUCCCACUUUUGCUGAUUAUAUACGUUGCUUUUAAAUGUUUUUGCAAUCUGUUCAAUCUUGAGUUAAGACUGUUGCAUAUAUAUUAUUUUAGUGUAUUGCUGAUUUAGCAGUUAACCUUUACAACAGCAUAUAUAUGGAUCCUGAAAGUUAGGUACACCAAUGAACUCAUCUUACUAGUUACUAUCUGCUCCUUACAUGCAGAGUUCCAAACAAAUGUUGGGAUUGGAGGCUGUCAAAACACACAAAGCCAGAAGGAUAUGCCAGUUCAAUUCUGAUCAUCUGUAGACAAACAAAGCCAGUUAAGUACAUAUCCAUAGUGGACAGUUUUCAUUGGCAGUUAAUCAUAAAGUUAGCAAGAUAAGGGCUGAUGGUUCUAACCCUUGUUCUAAUUGUAAACCUGGGUUUUGGUGUAAAAGGCAACUCUGGAAAUAAGAUUUGGGGUGCAAAUCCUUUUAGGCCUGCGUGAGGAAGAUUAAGUGCAGCAAUAAAGGUCAAUUCACCAAGUCAUGGCUGUACAUCUGUAUUGCAUUAUUUUUAGGCUAAAUAUGUUUACGUCAAGCUAACUUUUACCCAUAACUGAGAUCUCCUUUUGGAAAGCAAAAACUUUAAACAAGUUAUGUAACAACUAACAAAUGUUGCACUUUCUGUAUAUGAAUCAAUAUUUAAAUAACUUAUUUUUCUCCAUUUGCUGUUCUCAAAUAAUGUAAGUAGCUGUAAUAUACCCGUACCAAUAUGUCUUUGCAGUUUGCUUCAACCUGAAAAAGCUAUGUAUAAUAAAAUGAGAGAAAAUGAGAAAAAACCUUAUGAAUUUGUAAAUAUUAGUGUGCUCUGUUUCAUUUAGCAAAAGAGAGGAAAGAAAGGAAUUGUCUGUGUAUGAACACUUCUCUAAAACU